GCGACCGCGGCGAUCGUCCCGCAGGAGGAGUUCAAGGAGAUGAUGGAGGAGCUGAUGCUGCUCAACGGCGUCAUCAACGUGGGCGACUUGAUACCCUGGCUGAACUUCCUGGACCUGCAGGGCUAUGUGAAGAGGAUGAAGAUGCUGGGCAAGAGGUUCGACAGGUUCCUGGAGCACGUGCUCGACGAGCACAACGAGCGGCGUCGGCGAGAAGGGAAGGCGUUCGUCCCCAGGGACCUGGUGGACAUGCUCUUGGAGUUAGCCGAUGAUCACAGUCUGGAAGUCAAGCUCGAGAGGCAUUGCCUCAAGGCCUUCAUUCUGGACAUGUUCGCCGGCGGCACCGACACCUCCACCGUGACCAUUGAAUGGGCCGUCUCUGAGAUCCUCAAACGACCCGAGACGUUCGACAAGGCAACCGAGGAGCUGGACCGCGUGAUCGGCCGCGGCCGGUGGGUGGAGGAGGAGGACGUGCACCGCCUGCCGUACAUCGAGGCCAUCGUCAAGGAGACCAUGAGGAUUCACCCGGUGGGGCCCCUGCUCGUGCCUCGGCUCUCCCGCGAGCACACCACCGUCGACGGCUACGACAUCCCCGCCGGGACGGGGGUGCUGGUGAACGUGUGGGCCAUCGGGCGCGACCCGGCCGUGUGGGACGCUCCGGAGGAGUUCCGGCCGGAGCGGUUCGUGGGCAGCCCGAUCGACGUGAAGGGACACCACUUCGAGCUGCUGCCGUUCGGGGCGGGUCGGCGGAUGUGCCCCGGGAACAGCCUUGGCCUGAAGAUGGUGCAUCUGAGCCUGGCCAAUCUGCUGCACGGGUUCAAAUGGAGGCUACCGCCGGGGAUGACGGUGGAGCAGCUGAAUAUGGAUGAGAUCUUUGGGCUGACGACGCCGCGGAAGGUGCGGCUCCAGGCCGUGGUCGAGCCAAAGCUUCCGGCUCAUCUCUACGGCGCCUGAUGAUGCUGUGUUACGUGGGGUGAACAAGUCACAAAUU
Molecule: messenger RNA, 988 nt
Organism: Musa acuminata AAA Group (dessert banana)
Lineage: Eukaryota; Viridiplantae; Streptophyta; Magnoliopsida; Zingiberales; Musaceae
Product: trimethyltridecatetraene synthase-like
Exons: 2
Coding region: 40-951 (303 amino acids)
Molecular function (GO): monooxygenase activity; iron ion binding; heme binding
Source: RefSeq, a predicted model, not a curated record